Molecule: messenger RNA, 3047 nt
Organism: Hemicordylus capensis (graceful crag lizard)
Lineage: Eukaryota; Metazoa; Chordata; Lepidosauria; Squamata; Cordylidae
Product: alpha-aspartyl dipeptidase-like
Exons: 9
Coding region: 174-1016 (280 amino acids)
Biological process (GO): proteolysis
Molecular function (GO): serine-type peptidase activity
Source: RefSeq, a predicted model, not a curated record
AGUGGCAAGGUGGAGCUCGGGGAAGCGCUUCUCGGGUGCUGCUGCUUCGCUGCUUGCCGGACUAGGGACGCCGCCGUCUCACUCGCGAGCGGUCUCUCUGGCACCCCGGACUGGCCUCCUACCUAGGAGUUCCUAAGGACUGGGCAGGGUUCCGCCGGGCGGCUUCUGCCCUGAUGGGGGCACGUCGGCUGCUGCUGGUCUCCAACUCCACCCUGCACGGAGGGGGUUAUCUCGAGCACUGCCAGAAGCAGAUCAAGGACUUAUGUGGGGAGUCGUCUGGGAAGAUAGACAGACAGCAAGUGACUACCCUACACUUAGGCGAUGGGGCCAAAGGUAGAGCAUUUGCUUUGCAUGUGGCAGGUCCCAAGUUCAGUCCAGGCAGCUUUAGGAAGGUGAAGAGAGUUCUGUUUGUUCCUUAUGCUCUCCAUGACCGAGAUGCCUAUGCCAAGAUGGCAAGAGAAAAGUUUGAAAGCUUAGGGUAUGGAUUAGACAGUAUUCAUGAGUCUCCUGAUCCAGUAGAGGCUGUGAGAAAAGCUGAAGCGAUAUUCAUUGGUGGUGGCAAUACAUUUCGUCUCUUGAAGACUCUGUAUGACAAUGGUCUGGUGCAGCCAAUCAGGAAAAAAAUUCUUGAGGAUGGGAUUCCAUAUAUUGGAUCCAGUGCAGGAGCUAACGUAGCAACUAUCAGCAUCAACACAACCAAUGAUAUGCCAAUUGUAUAUCCCCCUUCCUUGAUUGCCCUUGGAUUGGUUCCUUUCAACAUCAACCCACAUUACUUGGAUCCAGAUGUUAACAGCACCCACAUGGGGGAAACCCGUGAAAAAAGGAUUCUUCAGUAUCAUGAAGAACCAAAUACUCCUCCGGUAUUGGGUUUACGCGAAGGAGCAAUGCUGCUUGUGGAAGGAACCAAAGCUACCCUGCAAGGGAAAACUGGGGCUCGCCUGUUUGUGAGAGGGAAUAGCCCAACAGAACAUGAGCCUGGAACGGAUUUCAGUUUCUUGUUGACUGAGGAACCGUAACUUUUGCCAAAAUGCCAUCUCUCAGCAAUCUGCUUGAGAAGAAAAAGAAAUACCUUAUGCCAGGGGUGCAAAAAUCUAGAAAGCCAAUAACCACUCAAAAAAGCUGAUACCUCAAAAAGCGAGUCUGGUGAUUGGGUUGUGUUAGGACUUUCCAGAAUGGUUUGACUAAGGUUUAUGAAAUAAAUUGAAAAAGGUUCCGCACACUAUUACAAAUCUCAGCUUGUUCCUUGUAACCAUAGUUUGUAAGUGGCCAACCCCCUGUGUUUGUCUCCCAUGAAAGGGCCCGUAUGCAAUCCCAGGUUUCCUUGUGCUGCCCUGCUCCUGGCAAGCCCUUGUCCCAUUCUCCACUUCCCAACCAUUGUUUCUGGUUACAAGGGGCAGGCUUGCCUGGAACAUACUCUUUCUGCCUGCUUUUGGAGUACUCUGAAUGCUCUUGACUCUCUAUAGAAAACAAAGAGGUUGUUAAAGUACUAAUCCUCCCAUCUCCCAGCAAGCUGUGUCUCACAUUUCUAGAGUUUCCCACCAAGCACUGUGAACCAUUUCAUACCACUCCUAGACUAGCUGAAAGCAGUGCUAAUAAUGCCUAUUGAUGAAGCUGAGAUACACUGAAAGGAACCAGAAGGGGAAGUGAAGUAAUGCAAGUCAGAGCUAACUAUGAAUCGGUUAUCUGGGUUCAAAUGGCAGGAGGGAAUAGGUAAAAGAGCAUUUUCAGAUGGCAGAAGAAAGGCAACCCACUGCUCAGGUACAAUUGUAUACCUGAACAAUGGGGAGACAAGACUAACAAGACACACACAAAAGGAAAAAAUGCAGGGGUGGAAGGGGAAGGUAAGAAACAUUUCUUGCGAAUGCAGUGUUAUGGUGGGGGCAGAUUUUAGAGAAGGAUUAUUGUGGAGUGUUAGAGCUAUGGUAAAGAACAAAAGCAUAGUUGGAGAGUGCUGCUACAUGAGCAUGGGAAAUGUAAUUCCUGAAUGACUGUUCUUAGUGUUCCCUUUGGGCUUUGUCAGCAGUAAUGCUGCAAAGCUAUACAAGGGUGUAUGGCCAUUCCUUCUCCAAACUCCUUAUACAAAUCUCCUUUUGUAAGGGGGAGCAGCAAGGCACCACCACUGGGCUAACUGGCAAACAAAAAACAAGCUGUUCAACUCCAAUGAUGCUAGUUAAAAUAGAAUAUGAGGCAUAAGGUAGAGAAGGAUCAUAUUGGGAAAGGGAUUUCAGUACAGCCUGUGCUGUCUUGGUUGCUGUGUCAACUGGCUGCUACUGGAUUUCAGCUGUGGUGGGAAUAAUGAGAGAGUUGAGUGGCAAGUCUAUACAUUUUAAAAUAAAGGUGAAUUCUGUCAGUAAAUGUUUCUAGGCAAAAGACUAGAGAAAUUACAUAAGAACUUGCUAGGCAGAUUAGGGGAGAUUUUAAGCUGGCGUCAGUGAGAUGCUUGCAGCCUAGAGUGGCUAUGUCUUGCAACCUCUCUGAGCUAGCAUCUCUGUGAGCAGCAGCCCUUUGAACAAGUCAAAGAAAUUCUGAGGGUGGGUUCAGAGGCAACACAGAACUAAGGUUAGGCUUAACUUACAUACACAAGCUAACUUCAAACCUAACCUUUAAAUCUUGGUUAGAUGGCCACAAAUGAACUGCAGUUAGGACCGGCAUGGGUCCAGACAAUAAAACCAAACUAGGUUAUAUGAAAUAAAGAGGUUCCACAUUCUAUCUGGAGCAACUCAAUCUCUUUCAGUGGUAAAGUCCAGCUCUCGAAAACAUGUAGUCAUAUGUGAAGUGCUUUCUUCUCACCAACUAUUGCUGCUCAUUGAAGGUAGACACAAAAUCUCAUUUCCAGAUAGUCUUGAAUCUUAGUGCCUCUAGCACUGCCUGAAAGGAAGGCAGCAGCGAUAGUGGCAAAAGUGAAACAGACCAGAUUGCUCCAACAAGAACAGGAUUCUUCCAUCUAUCCUUCUUGCCCUUAAUCUUCUCCUAAGGUUUACAAAAAUGUUUUCAGUCCUGCUUAACUUACAUCUCUGGAAAAAAAUAAACAUACUUCCAAAACCACA